AUGUCCUUCUUCCUUCCUUCAUACACAAAUCGCUCAGCACCUCCUUCCUACACACCGACUCCCAGUGAAAAUGAACAUAUUCUGGGACAAGCGGCACUUUCUCGCGAAUCUAAUGGAGGGACAUUUGUGCGCAGCGACCCGAAUGCUCGAUUGACUAUCAUGUUGGAUGGGCAGAAAGAGGACAGCAUUAACCGGCCCAUACUUGGUCGUGGUUCCGCAGUCACAGGGACGGUGUUUGUUGGGUCUCCAGAGUCAAUCGUCGCUGUCAACCUCAAGGUUGAAGGCUUGAUGGAGGCGCUCAGUGUCUCGCUUGGUUACCAAGCCACCAAAGUCGUCAACGACAUUUUAUCUUUAUUCUCUAAGACUGGUGCUCCUUGUCCAUCUAGCAUUCCUUUCUCCUACAGGUUUCCAGCAAUGUUUGGUCCGUUCCAGAAUUCCUACCAACUUCCUCCCUCGUGUAACAUCUCUUUUCGGGACGGUGGCUUCCUCAAAUGUGUUUACUCCCUCACCGUAGUCGCGGUCUAUCGGUCUGUAUCGUUCCUAAUGAAAGAAAGAAGUGUGCAUAUUGAGCUGAACUACCGCCAGAGAACUCGUCCAUCGCGUCCGCGCAUCUCAGACCCCACGUUGUUCGCGACAAUCAAAGUCUGUCCCGAAGAGUGGCUCCAGCUCCCAGUCGAACUAACGGUCGGCGCUGGAGAUACGCGGCAGCCAUCCGACCUGCAUUGCGAUUUAUUCGUUCCGUCCAUCGGCGUCUUUGCUCUGGUCGAGGCAAUACCAUUCCAUAUCCAGCUUUCCGGGCCAUUAGGAGUGCUUAGGAGCUUUCUCUUGCUUUCGCCAAGAGCCGAUAAUGGUCAUGUUGAUACCGUCCGGCAGCCAAUUCGCGUGUACCUCCUUCGCCAGACUACUCUGUCUACUCCCGAGAAAGGCGCGAUCAAGGUCAAUGCUACGUUAUACGAGGCGGCAUUACGCCCAUUACCGCCUCCGCAUUCUUCUGCCACCUUCGACUCUCAACACCGACAAUUGGACUCAGCUUCAUUGAACUGGGAGGGCGAACUGCAUGUACAAAAUGCUGACUUACCCUCUUUUGAUGCCGGGACCGUCAAUGUUGCUUAUCUGAUCGCCGUCGAAAUCACCCCACCCAGGAAUAUAACAAGUGCUACUAUAAAUCGCGCCCGCUAUGGUGUUCCAGUCAAGCUCACGACCGAUACCUGGGCGGGAAGCGCAGAAAGCCCAGAUUAA
This is a messenger RNA of Mycena indigotica, 1239 nucleotides long. Its product is annotated as DUF3844 domain-containing protein. NCBI's taxonomy places the organism in Eukaryota, Fungi, Basidiomycota, Agaricomycetes, Agaricales, Mycenaceae. The record is from RefSeq and is a predicted model, not a curated record. Bases 1 to 1239 code for a protein of 412 amino acids. The transcript is spliced from 5 exons.